Molecule: messenger RNA, 3354 nt
Organism: Rhipicephalus microplus (southern cattle tick)
Lineage: Eukaryota; Metazoa; Arthropoda; Arachnida; Ixodida; Ixodidae
Gene: Plap
Product: phospholipase A2 activator protein
Biological process (GO): ubiquitin recycling; proteasome-mediated ubiquitin-dependent protein catabolic process
Cellular component (GO): nucleus; cytoplasm
Molecular function (GO): ubiquitin binding
Source: RefSeq, a predicted model, not a curated record
AUGGCGGCAACGCCGUACCGGCUGCGAUGCUCCUUGCUGGGUCAUUCGAUGGACGUGAGGGCUGUUGCGGCCGCGCACAAACCCGAAGGUGCCAUCGUCACUGGCUCGCGAGACCGGACGACGCGGAUAUGGCUGCCAAACGAGGGCCGCUACGACUAUUACGAAAGCCAGUGCCUGAUGGGGCCGAGCAAUUUUGUGUCCAGCGUGUGCACAGUGCCGCCCUCGGACCAAUACCCGUCCGGCCUCAUCUUGGUGGGCAGCAAUGACUGCGGCAUCUACUGUUUCAGCCCCGAUUCACCGCAGCCCUUGUACAAGCUGCUGGGACAUAGCGGAGCUGUCUGUGCCCUGGCAGCAGGGCAGUUUGGCACGCUUCUCAGUGGAUCCUGGGACAAGACGGCACGUGUCUGGUACGGCCAGAAGUGCGUGAUGACCCUCGAGGGCCACCAGGACACAGUAUGGGCAGUCCAAAUUUUCCCCAAGCAGGGGAUCAUGCUCACCGGAUCGGCCGACAAGACCGUGAGACUGUGGAGGGCUGGAAAAUGCGAGCGGAUCUUCACCGGUCACGAAGACUGCGUCCGCGGUCUAGCCAUCCUUUCCAAUAUGGAAUUUCUCUCGACCUCCAACGACCAGACCAUACGGCACUGGACGGCCACCGGAGAGUGCCUGCGCGUGUACGCGGGACACGGAAACUACAUUUACUCGAUCUGUGCACUUCCCGACUCUCCCGGUGGCACGGAGGAGUUUGUCACAGGUGGCGAAGACCGGACUGUGCGUGUCUGGGCUUGCGGUGGUGACUGCAUCCAAACGAUAUCGUUUCCAGCGCAUUCGGUGUGGUCAGUGGCAUGCCUGGCCAAUGGUGACAUCAUUGCUGGCACAAGUGACGGCGUCGCUCGAGUGUUCACGAGGCACAAAGAGCUCCAGGCGCCGCCUGAAGAGCAGGCGGCAUUCGCAGAGGCGGUCGCCAAGUUUGCACUGCCAGCUCAGGAGAUUGGUGACCUCAAAAUCAACGAACUGCCCGGCAAGGAAGCCCUCUUUGAAAAAGGUCAUAGAGACGGCCACACGAGACUGAUACGAGAGGGAGACCUGGUCUCGGCAUACCAGUGGGUCGCAGCCGACAAUACGUGGCAGAAAAUUGGUGACGUCGUGGGCACACCAAACGCAGAUGCUCCCGCCGGCAAGAUCAUGUACGAGGGAAAGGAGUACGACUAUGUCUUUGACGUUGACUUGGACACCGGCGGGAAGAUGAAGCUGCCGUACAAUGUGACCGAGGACCCGUGGCACGCCGCGCAGAAGUUCAUUCACCGCCACGAACUGAACCAGUAUUACCUCGACCAAAUUGCGAACUUCAUUAUUCAGAACACCAAGGGCAUGGUAAUCGGAAAUGCUGUUCCUAGCACAUAUCAGGAUCCCUUCACAGGUGGCUCAAGGUAUAUUCCAGGAACUUCAGCGAAGCCCCAGCCUGCGCAACAAGCAUCACGGCAACCAGGUGACUCUACAGAUGUUGACAAUGCAGCGGGCGACAUGACUGUCGGCGGCCACUUCUUUCCCCACACGUCGUUCGUCCGCUUUGACAUCGCCAACAUUCAGGGGAUCCAGACCAAGUUGCAGGAAUUCAACACUCAGGUUCCGCCCGCUCACACGGUGGACGACAACGACUUGGCUAGCCUCAUAGAGCUGGCUACUAGCACGUCAGCAGUGCCCGGUGAUGCCCAGCUAGGCGCCCUUGACAGGGUGGUGCAUUGGCCGGAAGAUUACGUCUUCCCGGCACUGGACCUACUGAGGCUCGCUCUGCGAAUCCAGGCGGUGAACAGCCGCGUCUGCCAGAUGAGCGGCGCACAGCUGUGCAGCCUCCUGAUUGGCCUGCUGUCGUCCACGGGCCGCAACGCGGCGGCCAACCAAAUGCUAGUCCUUCGUUGCCUGUGCAACCUCUUCUCCCAGCCGAGCGGCGAGGCGCUGGCGCUGCAGGAGCGCGAGCGUAUACUGGGCGCGCUCCAGCGACGAGCCGGGGCAGGCGGGGCCAACAAGAACACGCAGAUCGCCAUGUCCACGCUACUGCUGAACUUUGCCGUGGCGCACCUGCGCGAAGGGGCCGUCUGCGACCCGCAGGCCACGGAACGCAUGGUGCAGCUGCUCACCACAAUGGUCGCCGUUGCGGCGGAGUUGACCGAUGGCGAGGCGCAAUUUCGGCUUCUCGUAGCGGCUGGGACACUGUGCAAUGUAGAAGGAACGGGAACCGCCGAGAUCCGCGACCUGGCAGUGGCGCUCGAACUCCCGCAGAUUGUCGAGAAGUGGGUGGCGACAGACUGCCCCGUUAAGGUGAAGCUGUGCGCUCAGCAGUUCCUGGAGUCCCUGAGGUGAAGGAAGCACAAGCUGACCAGCCGUUUAGGCUCGAGGUGUUCUAAACGAUCUGUCGGUUGUGCAUGCUUGUGGCAAAUUCCCGCCUAUCGUUCUCCUUGAGUCGGUGCACAGGUUGUCCAAAUUCUGGAAAAACGAUUUCGCUUUCCCUUCUUGUGAUGCAUCAAAGCACGAUGCCUUUUUUCUAACGGUGUGAAAAAGGCCAAGUUAACAUCAUUUAAUAAAUUCUCAUCAUAUGUAUCCUUUUCAUUACAGCAGUUGCGAGGGAACAUGUUGCACUGAAUUACUGUGUUUGACCAAAAAGGUGCACAACCACCUUCGCGCAAAAGGUCUAAGGCUUCAUAAUAUAUCUUCUCAGUUUGCAAAGCAAUGCCGUGCACAAGUUUCCGUUGUAUGUCGUUUCUUUGUCUCCAUUUUCUUCAAGCGAUGUGAGAUUUCUUGUACAGAGCUAUUCAAGAAAUACCCCUAGGUUUAAAGCAAGCUUUGAAAUUGCUGUGCAACUGUCUGUGACACUUUCCUGUCACAUGAAUGUCCCUCUAUUCAAAGUUCUUUACAUGGUCAGUGCACCCUAAGCCUAACAAAAACGCAGUAUGCAUUCUCUCUCUUUUUCCCACUACUCCUGUGUCGUACUUGUGCAUCCACCCGCCACUUCUCCGAUGCCUGUUGUAAAUGUUAGCUUAGCUGUCCACUGGUCCCGGUGCAAUUCCAACAGCCACAACACAUUUUUUUCUCCCGAGCGCCUGCGUCAUUCCAAACUUGCAUGCAUUUAGGAUAGUUGCAAACUUCUAUGAAAGGAAUAGGUUUUUCAUGCUUGAGACAGAUGCAUCAUUUCGUGCACCAAAAUGAAGCUGCCUCUAUAAGACAUUGCUGCAAAAUUGUUGUUUUACCAUGAACCAGCUAACCGGUGGUAGUCAAAAAUUACCAGUCUUGCACAGCCAAACAAGGCCGUGAACAUUCGCUGGAAUGUUGAAAAAGUAAAUUUGUGUCACUUGGUCGGAA